AUAAGCGAUUUAUAUAAAACUAACUAAUUAAUGUAGCCUGUUUGAUCUGUGAUUCUCAUAUUCUUGUUUUUGAAGCUACAGAUCCGUAAUGAUGGCGGUACCAAGGUCUUACGCUUGCAGUAUUAGCAAUAGUUUAGAAAUCGCUAUACUUGGUUUCGAGUUUUUGCCAAAUAAAUAGCCGGGAUAGUCUGUCUUUUCUGGGUUACAUGAGGUGUACCACAUUGACAUGGAACUAGAAAAAGCAUGCAUAAAAAUGGAAGUGGAGACCGAAACCUGUGUGAAGACCGAACCUGAAGAAUUGUGUGUAAUGUAUCCCAGCAUAGUUACUGUGAAAGAGGAGCCUUCAUGCAAUGAUAGUACAAAUGUUGAUACAAGUCACACAAAUUCAUGGAACAGUUCAUAUGCAACGCAAGAGAAUCCUUGUUCAACAGAGCCUGGAGUGUUCAAGGAAGAGCCCUUUAACAUGGACCAUAUGAAUUCUGGUAUGAGAAAAGCAUGGGCCAAUCCUCAUACUGAAAUCAAGGGAGAGGCAGUGUGUGUAACCAAGCCUGUAAUUGUGAUGGCGGAGCCCUUUAGCGAGGACAAUACUCCAUCUACAAGCCAGGCAAUCACAGGGGCGAGCCCUUAUGCCUAUAACGUCAAAGGGGCAGUGUAUGCAACAGACCCGAAAGUUGUGAAGGUUGAGCCCUUGUGCGAGGAUAAUGACCCUUCUACAAGUCAAGGCUAUGCUCAUAAAGUCAAGGUAGAGGCAGAAUUUGUAAAAGAGCCUGGUCUUCAAGCGAAAAAGGAGAUAGAGGAUAAAAAUGAAGAUGUGUCUGCGAGUGAGGCAACUGCAUGGGAUGAGCUUUAUGACAAACAUGUGGUUAAGGAGGAGGUUGUGCUGAGCCCGGAAUCACUUCACCGGCCUUACGCUGCCUCUAAACUAUUGGUGCCGCAUAUCAAAGCAGACAGAAAAGCGCCAGAAGGGAACUUCUCAAACAAGCCAGAAUUAUUUGAAAUAAAGCACAGCUAUCAAAAUUACAUGUGCCCUCAAUGUGACUACGUAGCAGACGACGAGAAAAGUUUGAGGACACAUUCAAAUAGUUUACACACUACAACAAUACUUUACUACUGCAGUGUAUGUACUUACUCUACUCCUAAUAAAAUAUAUUUAAAACGUCAUCAAAAUGUACAUACCGGUAAAAAGCGUUUUAAGUGUAGUUAUUGCGAUUAUGCUUGUCAAACUAAAUCAGAUAUACAAAAGCACGAGAUCACUCACACUGGUGAGAAACCCUUUAGCUGCAGCAUUUGCGAUUAUCAGUGCAAUCGCAAAGGAAGCUUACUAAUCCACGAGAGGGCACACACAGGGGACAAACCUUAUCAGUGCAACCAAUGCGACUACAAAUGUGCUCGAAAAGAUAGCUUACAAAGACACCAGGUUCUACACGCCAGUGAAAAACCAUUUGAAUGUAACCUCUGCGAUUUCAAGUCUUACCAAAAAGCAAGCCUGCGUAUCCACCAAAUGAUACACACUGGAGAGAAGAGUUUUGCAUGUAGCUACUGCGAUUUUAAAUGCAGGCACAGAUACACUCUUCAAACCCAUCAGAUGAUACACACUAGGCAGAAACCAUUCGAGUGCAACAACUGCGACUACAAGUGCAGUCGAAAAUCAGAUUUGCGAAAACACCAGACAACACAUUCCGAUGAAAAGCCUUUCAAAUGUAGCGACUGUGAUUACGCAUGUCGUCAAAAAUCAGACUUACUCAAGCACCAGAAGAGACACGCUGGGACCAAAUUGUUUCAAUGUACCCACUGCGACUACAAAUGUGGUCGUAAUGUUGAUUUACGAAAACAUCAGACAACACACGGAGGCGCAGCUGUUAAAAUGUGACCAUUCCAAUUAUGAAACUGCAAUAAAACGGUUUACAAAGACACCUGUAUGGCUAAGAC
Cydia pomonella (codling moth) is the source of this 1929-nucleotide messenger RNA. Its product is annotated as oocyte zinc finger protein XlCOF6-like. Bases 227 to 1870 code for a protein of 547 amino acids. The record is from RefSeq and is a predicted model, not a curated record. NCBI's taxonomy places the organism in Eukaryota, Metazoa, Arthropoda, Insecta, Lepidoptera, Tortricidae. The transcript is spliced from 3 exons.